GAAGAAUGAUGGGAGUAGCACAAUUUAUUCUCGCCCUCUACUAUACUACACCUCCCUAUGUUACGUUCCAAAUAAUUAAAAAUUAAACACCCAUUCUUUUCUGUCGUCCAUCGCCACCCUCCCGCUGCUCCCCCGUCACAACAAAUAAUCAUUUAGCAUUCAAAUAUACAUAUAAUUCCGUAUAUAUACAUUAACGUACGUACAUACAUUGAGAAAUCGAUCCAAAAUUAGUUAUGGGAGGGUGUGCGUCCAAGCCUAGGGUUCUAAAGGACGAUGACGUCUCAGCCAUGUCUCCGGAGCCGCAAAACAAGGAGGUCUUCGCCGCCACCGAUAGUACGGUGGUCGCCGAAAAGAAGCUGCCGACGGACGCGGAUAGUGCUACCAAGCGCCGUUAUCCCAGCACCGUUUUGACGGAGCUCUCCAAACCAUACAGAGCACCGAUCUAUUUGACUGCACAAAACAGGAAAAGCUCAGAAUUGGUGAAGGAGAAAGCAUGUGAACCAUCCACAAGGAAUACGCCUGAAGUUCAGGAACCUCAACAGCCAAAUUUUAAAGAAGACCAAACACAACAUUCAGUUUUAAUGGACCCCUCUGGCAAACAGUCACAACAAGUGUCUCCAAAAACAGAGAAAUUCCCAUCAGAAGAAUUCAAAACAGCAAUGGAUGAUGAAAAUGUGGCCCAAAACACACUCCUUCCUAAUGAAACCAUCUCGGGGAGGAAACUUGAGGAGAAUGAUGCAGAAAUGAUCACCCUGAUGAAACCAGACUCUAUCACAGAGCAGAAGAAUAGUGAGGAGGAAAAGCCUAAUGAAGAAAACCAUCUGGUGAAUAUCCCAAAACCUGAGACCCCUUCUCAGAAGGAAAAGGAUGAGAAGUCUGCUGAGAUCACUUCAGAACCCGAGGUUCUUUCUGGGGUUUCUGAGAAAACUGAACAGAAGUCCAUAGUAAACAACUCUGCAAAUCUUGAGACACCCCAGCAGAAAACAGAAGAAGAGCAGCCUUCUGAAGAGCCCGCUAAUGAUCACAAUAAAAGUAUUAUGGAGAAAGAAAUUGAGGAAAAACAGGUUAAACACCCUUUGAUGUCUGAGGCACCUUCAGACCAGAAAACAGAACAUAUUUCCACAGAACAAAACACCCCAAACCCUGAUAUUCCUCAACAUGACAAAACUGAACAGAAACCUGUAGAAGAAAACAACUCUGGCAAACCCGAGAAGGGAAUAAAAGAAAAUGUUCCAGAGGGAUAUAAUGAAAAAAUCAGGGAUGAUACUGAGGAAGAAGACACUGAAAUCAUUGGAAGUCUUGAUGUUAACAAAGCAAAAGGGGGGGAAAAGGAGGAGGAGGAGCCUGCAAAACCUUUGGAGAACAGAGAAGCCGCAGAUGGAAAACCAAACGCCCAACAGCAACAACCUGAAACAAUAACGGGGGAAAAGGAAAACACUGCUAUGCUAUUGGAUCAACUUCUCAUGAAGGAAAUGGAAGAGAAGUGGAUAGGAGGGUGAUAAUAGAGUUGUAGAAAUAGAAAAGAUCCAACUAAUUAAUCGAAUGAAAUCGUUGUACAGCUAGGACUCAUAUUUUUGUAGUGUGCAAGCAUCUUUUUCCUGUAAAAUGUAGAUUAUACUACAUUACUACGUAUUAAUUUCAUGUUUCAACUUCUGUAU
Molecule: messenger RNA, 1658 nt
Organism: Cuscuta epithymum
Lineage: Eukaryota; Viridiplantae; Streptophyta; Magnoliopsida; Solanales; Convolvulaceae
Source: the annotation of a GenBank genome assembly